ACCUUGGAUUAUGUGCACGAACAAGAGUCAUGUUGUUCUACUUACUUUGGCUUGAAAUUAAUUUCGGAUACUGCUUGCUUUGCAGACAGAAAAAAUAAAAAAGAAAAAGAAAAGAAGGUUGCCAUGGCAUCUGGAGGCAUGAUGACGUCCCCCAUUUGUUUAGUGGAGAAUGAGAACCAACAGCUGGUGGUGAAUCCCAAUGCAAUAAAGUUUCUUGAAAGGAUUUCUCAGCCUGUGGUGGUGGUGGCCAUCGUAGGGCUGUACCGCACAGGAAAGUCCUACCUGAUGAACCGCCUGGCAGGAAAGAACCAUGGCUUCUCCCUGGGCACCACAGUGAGGUCAGAAACCAAGGGCAUCUGGAUGUGGUGUGUGCCCCACCCCACCAAGGCAAACCACACCCUGGUCCUUCUGGACACUGAGGGUCUGGGCGAUGUGGAAAAGAGUGACCCCAAGAAUGACUCGUGGAUCUUCGCCCUGGCUGUGCUUCUGAGCAGUACCUUUGUCUACAACAGUCUGGGCACCAUCAACCACCAGGCCCUGGAGCAGCUGCACUAUGUAACUGAACUGACGGAGCUCAUCAAGGCAAAAUCGACUUCAAGAUCGGGAGAAAUGGACGACCAAUCUGAUGAGUUCGUGAGUUUCUUCCCCGACUUUGUCUGGGCUGUUCGGGAUUUUGUGCUGGAGUUGACAUUAGAUGGGCGGCCCAUCACUGAAGACGAAUACCUGGAGAAUGCCUUGAAGCUGAUUCCAGGCAUGAGUCUCAAAACCCAAAUGUCUAACAUGCCUAGGGAAUGUAUCAGGCAUUUCUUUCCAAAACGGAAGUGUUUUGUCUUUGACCGACCUAUAAAAGAAAAAGAACUCUUAGUGCAUAUUGAGAAAAUACCAGAAAACCAAUUGGAUCCUAAUUUCCAAGCCCAGUCAACAAGGUUCUGUUCCUACAUCUUCACCAAUGCCAAGGCCAAGACCUUGAAAGAGGGAAUCGCCGUCACUGGGAACCGUCUGGGGACUCUGGUGACAACCUACGUGGAUGCCAUUAACAGUGGAGCCGUGCCUUGCUUGGAGAACGCGGUGACCACCCUGGCCCAGCGGGAGAACUCGGUGGCGGUGCAGAAGGCGGCCGAUCACUACAGCGAGCAGAUGGCCCAGCGCCUGGAGCUCCCCACGGACACGCUGCAGGAGCUGCUGGACGUGCACACGGCCUGCGAGAAGGAGGCCAUUGCCGUCUUCAUGGAGCACUCCUUCAAGGAUGAAAACCGGGAAUUCCAGAAGAAUCUGGUGAUCACCACAGAGGAAAUGAAGGAGGGUUUCCUGCGACAGAAUGAAGCAGCGUCGGUCACACGUUGUGAGGCUGAGCUGAAACAGCUUUCCGAACCCCUCAUGGAAAGCAUUUCCAGUGGAGUUUUUUCCAUUCCUGGAGGGCACAGCCUCUACUUACAAGCCAGGAAGAAGGUUGAGCAGGGCUACAAGCAAGUGCCCAGGAAAGGAGUUAAGGCAAAUGAGGUUCUCCAGAACUUUCUGCAUUCCCAGGCUGCUAUAGAGAAAUCCAUCCUCCAGUCAGACAAAGCCCUUACGGAUGGAGAAAAGUUGAUAAAAGCCGAGCGGGCCAUGAAAGAAGCAGCCAAGAAGGAACAGGAGUUGCUAAGACAGAAGCAGAAGGACCUAGAGCAAGUGAUGCAGGCUCAGGAGAAGAGCUACCAGGAAAACUUGUCUCAGCUGCAGCAGAAGAUGGUGAAGGAGCAAGAGAACCUCCUGAGAGAGCAAGAGAGGAGGCUGGAGCACAAGUUGAAGGUCCAAGAAAGCCUGCUUAAUGAAGGAUUUAAAAGGAAAUCUGAGGCUAUGAGUGCAGAGAUACACCAACUACAAAAAGUGAUUGAAACAAAAAAGAAUCAAGCCAGUUCACUGGGAGCACAGGUUUUUGAUGGGAUUGGAGAUGUGUUAUUUACAGUAUUACCUGGUGUUGGUAAGCUAGUUGGUCUAGGGAUGAAAAUUCUGAGCAAAAAUAUCAAAUAGGCUCAGAAUUUUUGCUAGGAAACUAUAAAGGUGGCUUGUUAGCCCCUUCGCCAGUUUCAUUUUUGUAGUCUAUGUCAUGUUAUUUUAAUCUCUUAAAAAUUUCAACCUAAAAAAGUAACCUCUUAAACCACACAUGAAAGUGCACGCCUUUAAUCCCAGCACUUGGGAGGCAGAAGUAGGAGGAUCACCAUGAGUUCAAGUCCACCCUGAGACUAAAUGGUGAAUUCUAGGUCAGCCUGGGCUAGAGUGAGACCCUACCUCAGAAGAAGAAAAAAAAAAGAGGUAACCUCUAUAAUAUAUCAGGGCUUGCUGAGCAAAAGACAAGUUAAACA
Messenger RNA from Jaculus jaculus (lesser Egyptian jerboa), 2342 nucleotides. RefSeq names its product guanylate-binding protein 4-like. The transcript is spliced from 11 exons. Lineage: Eukaryota; Metazoa; Chordata; Mammalia; Rodentia; Dipodidae. The record is from RefSeq and is a predicted model, not a curated record. Gene Ontology annotation, biological process: defense response to Gram-positive bacterium; defense response to protozoan. Gene Ontology annotation, molecular function: GTP binding; GTPase activity. Bases 124 to 2010 code for a protein of 628 amino acids.